AUGCAGCUCUGGGGUAUCCACUUUGAUGUUCACUUGGUAUCUUGUUGGCAGGGAACAGUAAAGAGAAGACAGGAAGGAGAAAACUACCAGUUUCCAGGCAUGGCUGAUGGAGGUUACCCUAAUAAAAUUAAGAGGCCCUGCCUUGAAGAUGUCACCCUUUCUAUGGGCCCAGGUGCCCAUCCCAGUACCCUUGGUGCAGAGCUGCAGGUUCCCCCAUUGACAAUGAAUCCUAGCUCUGCAGCCAUGGGCAUAGCUGGCCAGUCACUGCUACUUGAGAACAAUCCCAUGGAGAAUAAUCUCAUGAAUGGCGGUGUUAUGGGCUCACCAUUCAGGGUGUCACCAACUGCAGAAAUGGGGCUGAAAGGGCCCACUGUUCCUUACUAUGAGAAAAUCAACAGCAUGUCAGCUGUAGAUCAGGAACUUCAAGAUCUGCUGGAGGAGCUAACCAAAAUUCAAGAACCUUCUUCAAAUGACCUCGAUCUUGAGAAGAUCCUGGGGAGCAAGCCAGAAGAGCCACUGGUGUUACAUCAUCCCCAGGAACCCCUGGGUACCCCUCCCAAGCUUCCAGUUCAGAUGCCACCCAUGGAGAGCCUUGGUUCUGGCAAGGAGUUUGCUUCUAGUUGCAGCCAAGUCACCGGCACAUCACUUCCAAUCCUGCCCGCCUCCACAGGGAUAAGCUAUUCGAUUCCUUCUACCAGUAAGCAGAUGGUCUCCCCCAGUUCUUCGAUGGCCCAGGCCCAGGCCAAGAACCAAGUCCAGGGCAUGCUUCCUGUCACUUUGCCCCCAUUACCAGUGCCUCAGUGGCAUCAUGCCCACCAGCUGAAAGCACUGGCAGCCAGCAAGCAGGGAUCUGCUACUACUAAGCAGCAAGGGUCGAACCGCACUUGGUCUAGCCUGCCUCCUCCAGGUCUUUCCCCACCCUACCUCCCUGUGCCAUCGCCACACCCACCACCACCACCACCACCGCCGCCACCAUUCAGCCCUCAGAACUUUACGGCAUCCUGCAUGUCGUCCAACAGCUUGUCGGGCAGCACGCUGCAAGGCUCGCCCAAUGCCUUACUCUCUAGCAUGGCACCCAGUAGCAAUGCCACCCUUGGGCCCACCAUGCCCUAUGCUCCUGCGAAGCUCCCUGGCCUGGCUCUCAAUCAGCAGCCACAGUUCAGCCCCCAGAGCUCUAUUCUUGCCAACCUGGUGUCCUCUAGCAUCAAAAGCCCUCAGGGGCACCUGAUGUCUGCUCUGCCCACCAGCAACCCUGGGCCAUCCCCUCCCUAUCGUCCAGAGAAGCUCUCCAGCCCAGGCUUGCCGCAGCAGUCCUUCACUCCACAGUACUCUCUGAUCCGAAGCCUCACUCCCACCAGCAAUCUGCUAAGCCAGCAGCAGCCACAGCCACAGCAGCAGCCACCACCGCCUCCGCCACCACAGCCACAGCAGCAGCAGCAGCAGCAAGCAAACAGCAUCUUUAAACCCAUGACCAGCAACCAGCAACCCAAAACCCUGAGCAUGAUCAUGCAACAGGGGCUGAUGAGCUCCAGCCCAGAAGCUCCUGAGCCAUUUACCUUUGGCAACACCAAGCCCUUGUCCCACUUUGUGUCAGAGCCAGGCCCCCAGAAGAUGCCCUCCAUGCCUGCUACCUCCAGGCAGCCGUCCCUGCUCCAUUACCUGCCUCCAGCUGCCCCAGCGCAGGUCUCUUCUGCCACUGCCUCCUCCACCGCCACUGCCACCUUGCAGCUGCAGCAGCCACCGCAGCCUGACCAUCCCUCAUUCCUCCUGCAGCAGGUGAUGCAGCAGCCCCAGCGCUUUCAGAGGUCAGUGGCCCAGGAUUCCAUGCCUGCUCUGCCCAGACAGACUCAUGUAGACAAAGCCUGCAAGCUUGGGGAAGCCAGGCCCCCCCAGGUCAGCCUCGGGCGACAGCCCCCAUCCCGCCAGGCCCUGGGGAGUGAGUCCUUCCUGCCCGGCAGCUCCUUUGCUCAUGAGCUGGCCCGAGUCACCUCCUCGUACAGCACCUCAGAGGCAGCGCCCUGGGGCGGCUGGGAUCCGAAGGCCUGGAGGCAGGUGCCUGCUCCUCUACUGCCUAGCUGCGACGCCGCUGCAGCAAGAGAAGCAGAGAUCAGGUCUUAUGGCAAUGACCCCUAAACAGCAGAGUGUGCAUAUCGCCCAGCAGAUGAGUCAAUUUCAAGCCGUCCAAGAACAAGUCACCUCCAAGUGUAGCCAGACCAAGGUGAGCCCCCCAUCCAGCGAGUAUAUAAUGCCACCCACCAGGCGCCAGAACCACGAGGUCAUGGACCUGACCUCCCCGACUCUGAGGAAGCAGCAAGGAACACUCAUCUCUGGCCCCCAGUUUCCCAUAGCCUGUGGCUUCGGCCAUAACACCCUGGACAGUCUUGCCUCUGCCUGCCAGCAUCCACAGAGUCCCAAGGUUACCCUUCCAGGAGUGUCCCUGCCCAGCCCCCUGGGCAGCCAGCCCCUGAGUCCCCACCAGCUCAGACUACCCGGUGUGCCAAGGAUGCCCAUGGAGUUCAACAAUGCUGCUUGGGUGGUGGCGGCAGCAGCGGCAACCAUAGCGGUUUCCAGCCGAGCAAAUGAUAGUA
Molecule: messenger RNA, 2588 nt
Organism: Castor canadensis (American beaver)
Lineage: Eukaryota; Metazoa; Chordata; Mammalia; Rodentia; Castoridae
Source: RefSeq, a predicted model, not a curated record